AUGAAUAGUUCAGAAUUAUAACUGAGAAACUCUUAAAUUUAUGAGUCUUCUUUAAAUUUAUCAGUGAUUCAUAAAGAUGAAAAAAUCAACUUAAAUGAAGAGGGCGAACUAAUGAGCGAAGAAGACUUGACAAAGAACAAAGUUAAAAAAGCAAUUAUAGAAACAAUGUUAUAAAAUUCAAAAAAACUUCUUAAUACACAAGCAAAUGAUGAAGUUAAAUAGUAAAUGGGAUUAAUAGAAUAAAGAGUAUACUGGAGAGCAACUUAGGAUUCAAAUAUUUACUUCCAUAAUUUAUUUCAAUAGCUUAAGCAGAAUCAUCCUAAUAUGCCAGAAGUUUAGUAAAAAAUCAAUGACCUUAACAGUAAAAUUAUAAAAAAAAUAAAAGAAGGAGGCAUUAAAAUUUAAAAAAAGAAUCAAAUUUUGAAUAAAACGGAACUGUAUGUUUUAGAGAGUUCAUUUUAUAAAAGGAGAUUAAGCAACUAGAAGCUUUCUUUAGAACAUAAAAUUGACAAUUUAGAUAAUCACAUUGACUAUCUUAAGUCUUUAAGAUAGCCAAAUGGCUAGUUAGAUAAAUCUCUUACAACUAGAGCUCUAUACAGGAGUGUUCACGAAUUUAAUCCUGAAGAAUUCGCUUUACAAUCUGAAAAAACGCAAACUGCAAAAUAAUUCCUAAAGAAAAUUAAAAAAGAGUAAGAAAAUGCUAAAACUUAGUUGGAAGAAAUGAAAAAGAAGGAAGAAGAAAAAAAAAAGAAACAAGAAGAGAAGUAAGAGUUAGAAAAAUUAAAUGAAAAAAAAAAGAAGCAUGAGGAGUUAAUAAAUUCUUUGUAGUAGUAAAAGGAGAACUAAAAAACUAGACAGGAAUUUAUUACAAAAAAUUAAGAAGAAUUUAAACAAUUUUAUAAAAAUUAUAAAACUAAGAAACCCCUCUACGAAAUAAUGGAAGAAUCAUAUAAACAGAAAGCAGAAAUAGAAGUUUAGCAAGAAAAGCUUACUAAAUUAAGAGAGUUAUACAGACCUCAUCGUUUGGAAGACUUCGAGGAACAUUAUAGAAGAUAUAAAGAGUUCAAAUAAUCAGAAGUAGAUAGACUAUCAUUAAAAAAAAGUGCAUAUAAAUCAACUAUGAGCUUGCAUAGUAAUUCUUCAAUGUGGAGAGGUAGAAUACAUGAAAUUUUAGAGGAAGAAAUGAAAAAUCAAUUAAGGUAGAGUGCCUCAGAAGAUAAAAAAAUUAGAAUGGACAGAUAAAAGUAGUAUGCAAGCAUGGUAAAAUAAAAUCAUGUUCCAAAAAAAGAUGAAGAAAAAAAUGAAGAAAUUAUAAAGAGAAUAACAAACUUAAAUUAACCAAAAAAUCUUAUUUAAUUAUAAAUAUAAAAAUAAGAAAUAUAAACUGAACCAAAUGCAUAUAGGAUAGGAAAGGAUUACUUUGAGUUUGCUAAAAAAUAUAACAGGGAUCAUAAAAAGUAAGAGGACGAAAAGGCUAAAGAAUAAAAAUUAUAGCAAUAAUCAGACGAUACUAAUGUAAAGGCAAGUUAAUAAAAGGCAUUUUAUAAAAAUUAUAUGAAAGAAGAAAGAGUUAAAUAGGUUUUAAAGAAAGAAGAUCCUAACAAAAAUUGGGAUUAGUAAGUUUAGCGCUUGCAAGGUACUGAAAAAGUAGAAAAAGUAUUAAUGGCAGCUCAAAUGCUAGAUGUCUAAGCUCGUCGUAAAGAAUAAAUACUAAAGUACAAUAAAACUAAUGAUUCUUCUGUAGCAGAAGACUUAGAUGAUUGUUAUUUUAGUUCAAUUAAAGCUAAAAUUGCUUUACUUAAAGACUUUCAUUAAAUAACAAAAUGA
Tetrahymena thermophila SB210 is the source of this 1827-nucleotide messenger RNA. RefSeq lists its product as hypothetical. NCBI's taxonomy places the organism in Eukaryota, Ciliophora, Oligohymenophorea, Hymenostomatida, Tetrahymenidae. The transcript has 7 exons. The record is from RefSeq and is a predicted model, not a curated record.